GCAGCUUUCCUUCCACCUUCUGCCUCCCCCUCCUCGUCCCCGCAACCAUGGGUGCCAAGCAAGUCGAAGGCCACGUCAGCGAAGACCACAUCAACACCGACCACCCCGUUGUCUCCAGGGCCGAGCUCUGGUCCUACUACCUCUUCUACAACGGCGACGCCGGUGUCCAGAACGGCUGGAUCGCCUCCAUCGUCCAGCUCUACCAGAACGAUGCCCGUCGCUCGCCCUCCAACGGCGGUGGUGCCUGUACCGCCGACUCCACCGACUGCAACCUGCCCGUCGGCGGUGGCAUGCCUACCACCACCUUUGUGCUGAUCCAGCAGUCCGUCACCUCCCUGUUCGCUGCCUUCAUCUUCAUCAGUAUCUCUGGUUAUGGUGACUACGCCAUGUACGGCCGCAACCUCUUGAUCUUCUUCACCUUCCUGUCUCUGAUUGCCCAAGCCGCCUUCAUGUUCUACCGUUUCCCCGGUAGCUCUGCUGAUCCCCUUCCCUACACCACCCCCAUGAGCACUGUCUGGUUCCACUUCUUCCUCCAGGGUGUCCAGCAGAUCGCCUACUCCGGCUCCCUUGUCUACUUCUUUGCCCUGUUCCCCCGUCUCGCCCCUGCCAUGCCCGAAGUCCGCGCUGCCAUCGAGCGUGGUGACUCGGAGGAGUCCAUCUACAACGAGAUUGCCUUCCAGCGCUCCCGUAUCUCUAUGAUCUCGACCCUCUGGUCCAACAUCGGCUACUUUGUCCCCGCCGUCCUGACCUUCGGUCUCAUCUUCGCCGCCAACCCCACCGCCAACAUUCUUGCCGGCGACCCGACCUCCCUCGUCACCAACAACUGGAUUCUGCUCUUCCUGAUCUCCUACUGGCUCGUCUUUGCCCUGCCCUGGAUCGUCCUCAACAAGCCCCGCCCCGGUCCCCCCGUCCCCAAGGAUGUCAACAUCGCCGCCCUCGGCUACCGCGAGUUUGGCCACGCCGUCAAGCUCUGGAGACGUCUCCCCCAGGCCUGGCUCUACAUCAUCGGCUUCUUCUUCUUUGCUGAUGGCAACGCCACCAUGGGUAUCCUCGUCGGCAACCUCCAGAACAACUUUGUCUCCUUCAACACCCUCACCAACAACCUGUACACCUUUGCCCAGGCCGGAACCUCCGUCUUGGGUUGCAUUGUCUUCUGGUGGGUCGGCAACCACUUCAAGGUCCCCACCAAGCGCAUGUUCCAGGUCACCAACUUGGUUGCCCUCCUUGUCAGCAUCUGGGGUGUCGUCGGUAUCUGGGCCCCCGGCAUCGGCUACAAGACCGCCAUCGAGUUCUACAUCGAGAACUCCCUCCUCGGCUUCUUCCAGGCUCCCUUCUGGGCUUACCAGAACACCUACCUCUCCGAUCUUAUCCCCCCCAGCAAGGCCUACCUCUUCUUCUCCGUCUUUGGUAUCUGCGGUCGUUUCUCUGCCGCCAUUGGCCCUCUUAUCUCUGCCCUGAUCACCGCCGUCGUCCCCGCCAACAACACCAACGGUGCUCCCCAGUCCACCUGGAUCGCCUUCAUCCCCACCACCAUCUUCAUGUUCAUUGGCUUUGUCAUCAUUCAGAUGACCAACCCCGAGAAGGCCAAGCGCGAUGUCAUUGCCUUCGAGGAGGCUGAGGCCGCCGAGGCCAAGGCCAAGGCUUCCGCCUAAAGCAAUCAUGAUUAUGAUGCUGGCUGGGGCCGACUCCUCCCCCUGAUGUGUGCGCGCUCCCUCCGCUCACAGUCGUCGGUCCCAACCCCGCCCCAAAACCAAAAACCCAAACCCUGUCGACGUCCUGACUGCUCCGUAGAUGUCUGAGUUUUCCUAUGAUAAGCUGAAAAUGCCGAUCACGUAAUGCUCCUCUGUCCUUUUUCUUUGACUGUGUCCGCCUCCCGUCGUCGUCUUUCUAUCUGUCUAUCGUUCUAUUCGGCGCUCCUCGUAUGUAUGGUGCUGCUCUCGUCCGGAAAGCCCCAGGGGCUCACACCCAAAGUUUCCCGGAAUAAAAACGCCGUAAUUACUGCGAA
This is a messenger RNA of Polychytrium aggregatum, 2005 nucleotides long. RefSeq names its product autophagy-related protein 22-like protein. The record is from RefSeq and is a predicted model, not a curated record. Bases 48 to 1652 code for a protein of 534 amino acids. The transcript has 2 exons. NCBI's taxonomy places the organism in Eukaryota, Fungi, Chytridiomycota, Chytridiomycetes, Polychytriales.